AUGGUUUGUAUUUAUUUGUUUUGUUUUUUAUUAUUCCAUUUGUUUGUUGUUAAUAGUCAUAUGAGGAUAUUGUGUAAUUUGUUGAUAGUUAUUUGUGAGUAUAGGUUCCCUUUUUACUGUUAUAUUUUGUUUAUAUUUGUUAAGAUGUUAUCUUUAUUGUUACCAUCAAUAUUAUCGUGUGAGAAGAAAUACCAGGUGUAUAAAAAUAAUGGAUAUAAAUUUGAGACCGUAUUAGAUUUGAUGACUUCAGAUAGUGAAAUUCAUUUAAUAAGAUCUAUAGAAAGUGAUGAGAUAUAUAUAUCUAAAGUAUAUGAUAUAUAUGGUAUAAAUGAAAGUGAUAUGAAUAAAUAUAUGAAUGAAUUAUAUAUAAUGAAUAAGUUAAGAAAUUGUGAGAAUAUUGUAAAUAUAAUAGAUUGUAUUAAAGAAAAUGAUACUUUAUCUUUUAUUCUUGAAUUUUGUAAUCAAGGAGAUUUACAUUCAGAUAUCUUAAGAAAGAAAUUAAAUAAUGAAAUAUAUACAGAAAAUGAAAUAUUUAAUAUAUUACAUCAAAUAUUAAAUGGUUUAAAUAUAAUUCAUCAGAAUGGCAUAAUACAUGGAGAUUUAAAAAGUACUAAUAUAUUUAUUAAAGAUAAUAAAAUAAAAAUUGGUGAUUUUGGUAUAUCAUCAGAACAAAGUUCAAAUAAUAAUUUAGGAACCUUAAAUUGUUUAAGUUAUGAAUCUAUUAAAUUUAAGAAAACAAAUAAAUUAAGUGAUUUAUUUCAAGUAGGAUGUAUUUUAUAUGAACUUGCUACUUUGUCAUCACCCUUUUGUGCUACAAAUAUCAAUGAUAUGAUAUCUCUUUUUGAAGAUAAAAAUUAUAAAAGCUAUAUUAUCAAAAAUAUAUCUUCUAUAUAUUCACAAAAAUUAGUAAAUAUUAUUUCUAAACUAUUGUCUUUAAAUACAUUAGAAAGGUUGGAAGUAAUUACUAAUUAUAAAUUAGAAACGACACAACAGGUGAAUUUAGAAAAUGUACAUAUAAGAACAUGUAUCACUGUUCAAUAA
Molecule: messenger RNA, 1041 nt
Organism: Plasmodium adleri (nom. inval.)
Lineage: Eukaryota; Apicomplexa; Aconoidasida; Haemosporida; Plasmodiidae
Product: NIMA related kinase 3
Exons: 1
Coding region: 1-1041 (346 amino acids)
Biological process (GO): protein autophosphorylation; peptidyl-serine phosphorylation; autophagy
Cellular component (GO): cytoplasm; autophagosome
Molecular function (GO): ATP binding; protein serine/threonine kinase activity
Source: RefSeq, a predicted model, not a curated record